Capsicum annuum is the source of this 2473-nucleotide messenger RNA. RefSeq names its product auxin response factor 1. The record is from RefSeq and is a predicted model, not a curated record. Lineage: Eukaryota; Viridiplantae; Streptophyta; Magnoliopsida; Solanales; Solanaceae. Gene Ontology annotation, biological process: regulation of DNA-templated transcription; response to hormone. The transcript is spliced from 10 exons. Bases 308 to 2167 code for a protein of 619 amino acids. Gene Ontology annotation, molecular function: DNA binding.
GUGAUGGAUUCCCUUGUAGUAGAAACAUUACAUUAACAUCAAGCAAAAGUCAAAGAUAGACAUUAAAAUAUAAUUAGUCUUGCUUUUUGUGUGUGUAUGUGUGUGUGUGGGCAUCUUGCAACCACUGAGAAUGGAAAAUGGAGCUAAUAAAACUGCUAAUGGAAAAUUUAAAACUGAACUUGCUAUUAAGAUUCUCCUAGUAGUAUCAAAUAGGGAAAUUCAGCAACUUACACAAAGAGAAACCAAGUUUUUCUUGAUUUGAUUGAUUGCUAAUAUUCCAAUUUUGACACUUAGGUAGCUGUUAAUUAUGGAUGCUAUAACUGGAUCAUCACAUCAGCAGCAGCAGCAAAACCAUGUUUUAUUUCAAGGUGACAAUCUGUAUAGCGAACUAUGGAAAGCAUGUGCAGGUCCCAUGAUGGAUCUUCCCCGUCCCGGGGAGAGAGUAUUCUAUUUUCCGAUGAUGCACGUGGAACUGGUAACUUCUUCCUCUUCACUUUGUGUAUCCUCCUGUGAUUAUUGCAGGCUGAACUUCAUUUCCUUCUUUAAUAUCCUCGGCAUGUUUGUUAUAUGUCCUGAGCCGGGGUCUAUCGGAAACCACCUCUCUACUUCAUCAUCUGAGGCAGUGUUGAAGGAAUCAGCUGAUCAGAUUGUACCAUCGUUCCACCUCCCUUCACGUAUCCUCUGCAGGGUCAUUAACAUUCAGCUCAAGGUGGAACCUGAGACUGAUGAGGUUUACACACAAAUCACUUCGCUCCCAGAAGAAAAUUUAGGUCACGACUACUUGCAGCAAAACGACCAAACAAUUCCUGAUGCUUUGAGUCCCGAGCCUCCUACUUUGCAGUUUCACUCAUUCUGCAAGAAUUUGACUGCCUCUGAUAUCAAUAGUAACUGGGGACUCACUGUGCGACGAGAUGAUGCCAUCAAAUGUUUUCCUCCCCUGGAUAUCACCAAAGAGAAACCAAUCCAGGAGUUAAUAGCUACAGACCUUCAUGGUUUCGAAUGGCAAUUUACUCAUGUAUUUCAAGGCCAACCUCGAAGACAUUUGCUUACGAAAGGUUGGGGUAAAUUUGUUGCUAGUAAGAGAUUAGUUGUUGGGGAUUCCGUUAUCUUCUUAAGGGGAGAAAAUGGUGGACUGCGUGUUGGGAUUAGACGCUGUGCUCAUCCAAGUCACAACAUUGGUUCAUCACCAGUUUCGAGUCAAACCGUUGAAGGAGUACUUUCUGUGGUUUCCCAUGCUUUUGCAGCUGGAACACUCUUUUCUGUCUAUUGUCAGCCACGGAUGAGUGGAUGCUUUUUAAGCUUGAACAAAUAUCUAGAGCAGAACAAACAGAACAUAUCAAAUGAAAAUUCAGCUCCGGUUACUUCCAACGGCCUUUACACAAACCAGGUCUCAGUUAAUGAUCUUGAUUGUGAUGUAUUCAGCGAUAUCUUCUUAGCUCCAGACUCUCACUUUAUGAAGAGUACACUACAGUCGAAUGAGAACGAUGCAGGAGUCGCUUGUACUGUCCAAAGUUUUGAGGAAUGGCCAGAAAUCGAGAUAGAAAGUCUCCUUACCUAUUCACCGCAGCUUAUACCAGAGCUUUCUAUGACGACUUCAACUUUAAUGCAACCAACUGAUGCCUUACAAAUGACGUGUACAUAUUCUACAACGAGCCAGCUUUCCACUGAGGGAUCUGGUUGUGGUGGUGAGGUGAUCUCUUGGGCAGGAUACCAAGUGGCCCAACAAUAUGUUCCUAUACUCAAUAGAGUCAUUCAGCGUUACCCAAGUACUAUCUCCGGCUUUAAGGCAAUAACUGGUGAUCUGCAGUCGGCGUACUUGGAGAUGUUGGCCAAGUUGGUAAACUUGCUUGAGCAAUCCACAAUAGGAAACAUGGACAGCAGGGACCAGUCCCAGGUCGUUGAGCAAUAUCUUGCAGAUUUGAAGUUUAUCGGCAUUGAUAUAAGCUGGAUCGAAACCCGUUUAGGACAAGUUGGUGAAGUCUUGAAAAAGGAAAAGUUAAUCCAAUACCAACACGCGCUCGCGCAGAGAAUUGAGGAAACACAAUGCAUACUUGGGAAACUACAUGUGGAGCUUGAUUCGGUGAAGAAGGAGGUCGACGAGUUGACUCCCAAAGUUGGUCCCAACCCUCCUUCAAAAGAUUGUUCUAUUCUUGAGGGCCUACUCUAGGUAUUUAACUGUUCUUUUUCUUUUAUAGUUUCGAAGGGGAGCCUUGGAGUAACUGGUAAAGUUGCUGUCUGUGACCAGGAGGUCAUGGGUUCAAGCCUUGGAAAUAGCCUCUGACAGAAAUGCAAGGUAAGGCUGCGUACGGUACACCCUUGUGGUGGGGCCCUUCCGCGACGCUGCGCAUAGCGAGAGCUUUAGUGAACCGGGCUGCCCUUUUUUUUUCUUUUAUAGUUUCAGAUACUGUUUAAUUACAAAUUCUGGAUUUAAGAUAUGGCUAACAUUAAUAUGAGGACUUGUAUGAAUACACUA